Pseudogymnoascus destructans is the source of this 3899-nucleotide messenger RNA. RefSeq names its product DNA repair protein (gene RAD2). The transcript is spliced from 3 exons. Bases 1 to 3798 code for a protein of 1265 amino acids. Gene Ontology annotation, molecular function: single-stranded DNA binding; DNA endonuclease activity. Lineage: Eukaryota; Fungi; Ascomycota; Leotiomycetes; Thelebolales; Thelebolaceae. Gene Ontology annotation, biological process: nucleotide-excision repair. The record is from RefSeq and is a predicted model, not a curated record. Gene Ontology annotation, cellular component: nucleus.
AUGACUCGUCGAGAAGGCGAAUGGAUGCCUUCAGUAGAUAAAACUCGAGCCAUCGCCGACGAAACCGCCAACAUGAUGCCCGAAGUCUCCCGAAGGCAACGUCGGGAUCGACUCCUGCGACACAAGCAAACACUGCCUGCGAGACCUACGAAGCUGGAAGCUCUCAACCGCAAGCGCCUUGCGGUUGACGCGUCAAUUUGGAUAUACCAGUUCCUAAAAGCGGUGCGCGACAAGGAGGGGAAUGCGCUCCGCAACUCUCACGUCGUUGGCUUCUUCCGGCGCAUCUGCAAACUGCUGUAUUUCGGAAUCAAACCGGUGUUUGUAUUCGAUGGUGGCGCGCCUGUGCUGAAACGGCAGACGAUUCUGGGCCGGAAGCGAUGGAGAGAGGGAAGACGCGAUGAUGCGACUAGGACGGCGGGGAAGCUGCUUGCAAUGCAGAUGCAGCGGGUGGCGGAAGGGGCGGAGGAGAAACGGAAUCGAGAGAUUGAGGUUAGAGGCCGUCCUACAGAGGCUGUAGAGGGUGAGGAACUACCGGAUGAUCAGAACUUGGUCUACGUCGACGAAUUGGGCAUGAACCACCAGGAGAGGCAACAGAGCCGGAAGUUUGUGAAGAAGAACCAAUACCAUCUGCCGGAUUUGAAUGGUGAUAUUUCAAAUAUGGGACAGCCGAAUGAUCCUCGAAUUAUGUCUGCAGAAGAGCUGGAGGAGUUUGCAAGACAGCACAAUAGUGGGGAGAACGUGGACUUGUACGACUUCAGUAAAAUCGAUUUUGAUGGAGACUUUUUUAAGUGUUUACCGCCUGCUGACAGGUAUAAUAUCCUCAAUGCUGCGAGGUUGAGAUCCAGGCUCAGGAUGGGGUUGAGCAAAGAGCAACUCGAGGAGAUGUUUCCGGAUAGGAUGGCAUUCUCGAAAUUCCAAGUCGACCGAGUGAGGGAACGAAACGAAUUAACGCAGCGAUUAAUGAACUUGAAUGGGAUGAACGCCGAAGAGGCCAUGUUCGGCGUGGGCAAUGGUAGAAUUGCGGGCGAAAGAGGCCGGGAAUACAUGCUUGUGAAGAAUGAAGGAGUGGAGGGUGGAUGGGCGUUGGGUGUUGUUAGCAAGGAUAGAGACCAAGGGGAACGAAACAAGCCGAUAGACGUUGAUGCUUUGCAUGAACGAAGACAGGUUAAACCGACAGAUGAAGAGCUCGAGGAUGAGGAUGAGUUUGAAGAUGUCCCCGUCCAAGGACUCAAUCGGCUUCCCACGGAACAAGCGCGAUUCCAGCAACAAAUGGACCAAGUUAGGGCGCUCCAAUUGGCUGACGAGGAUGCUGCAAAAAAGGAUCAAGCUCCAACAAACUCUCUUUUCGUAGAACAAGACGAGGCCGAAGACUUGUUCGAAGAGAGCGAGCAAGUCGACGAAGAGGAAGAGCUGAAUCGUGCGAUUGCGAUGUCGUUGCAGAAAAGCUUUGCGGCUGGGGAAUCUGAAGAAGAAGACGAUUUCGAAGAUGUUCAGAUGCCCUCAUAUGAGCAGAAGUCAGCUAAAGACUACCGGCCACUUCAAAAGAGUAGUGGGAAUGGAAUGAUCCAUAUUGUCAAUAACAGGGCUAAUGCUGCGGUGCCAAAGCGCAUGGCUGCCGAGAGCAGCGACGAGGAGGAGAACCUGCAGGAUAUUCUUGCUACAGCGAGGAAGCAGAAGGGGGUUGCUGGGAAGAUGGCGCCAUCAGCACCUACCUCUUCACUGAGCGCUGCUGCGAAUCCGUUUGGCGGGCCUCUACCAUUUGAGAAACUCGAUUUGAAGAAAUCCAUAUUCAGUGGAUAUGCCAAGGCCCGCCCUAACAAAGCCAAAAGUACUGAAAAGGAAAAGGAUAAUGAAGAUUUGGCUGGGGGAUUUGAGCGUGAGGGUAGCGUCGAAAAAGCAAGACCACUUCCACCGUGGCUAGCCAGCACGGGGGAUAUCCGGUCCGAUGUGAAAGAGCAGAUGGCCAAAGAUCAGCGAGUGAACGCUGCAGAUUAUGAGAGGCGUUUGGAAGAGGAGAAAAUAUAUAGGCGCGAUCAUGGCGUCAUUGAGAUCGAGUCUUCAGAUGAAGGCAGUGACAUUGAGAUCGUUGAAGCGCCGGCACCAAAGGUCGCCGCUGCAGACGGAAGGUUAUCACCCUCCGACAAGGCGAAACCCGAGCAAGAUUCUAUUGCCAGCAUAAGUAAUAAGCCGGCUGACAUGUCUCAACAACACGCUGAAAAAAGCACCCCAGCUGUGCUGGAAGACAGAGGCGAGGAGGCAAACUUGCCUUCAGAAGAGGAGCCCGUUGAAUGGUCAGAAAGUGACCGAGACGAGCCCUCCGGAAAACUACGACGGAGUGAGAGUUCUGGAUUGCCCAGGGAAGUUCCACCAUCGAAGGCUCCGGCCCAUGAAAAGAGCCCCUCCCCUACAUUUGAGGAUGUCGAAUUGAACGGACCAAUGCCAACAGCGGUGCCUCCCACUCUCCAAGGACAAGACGAUAUCUUUGCCGCAGAGAAUGACGACGCUUUUGACCGCCAGGCUGCCCAUACAAUUUCUGAUGAUGAAUUUGGCGACUUGAGCGACCCCGAAGACGAAGAACUACUUGCACAUCUUGCCCUCGAAGCAGAAGAGCACGCACGUUUUGCCAGUAGCCUCAACAACAAGGCUCCACAGGUUAACCAAGAAGACUACGAGCGAGAGCUCAAACAACUUCGCAACCAGCAAAAGAAGGACCGUCGUGAUGCAGACGAGGUAUCUCAUAUCAUGGUCACAGAGUGCCAAGCACUUCUCCGUCUGUUCGGGCUGCCAUACAUCACAGCCCCCAUGGAAGCCGAAGCCCAAUGUGCCGAGCUCGUCACACUCGGCCUAGUCGACGGAAUCAUCACCGACGAUUCGGACGUCUUCCUCUUCGGCGGCACGCGAGUCUACAAAAACAUGUUCAACAGCAACAAAUUCGUCGAAUGCUACCUCGCCUCCGACCUCGAAAAGGAGCUCUCCCUCCCCCGCGACAAACUCAUCGAAUUCGCUCAUCUCCUAGGCAGCGAUUACACCGAAGGACUCCCUGGAAUCGGCCCCGUCACAGCCUUGGAAAUCAUCUCCGAAUUCCCGUCCUCCGACGGUCUUCAGGAGUUCAAAGACUGGUGGUACGACGUGCAGCAUAACCAACGCCCCAAGGAAGCAGAUAGCACCUCUUCCUUCCGGAGGAAAUUCCGGAAAUCUCAAGCCUCGAAGCUCUUCCUGCCCCCCGCCUUCCCGAGCAAGGCAGUCACAGAAGCAUACCUCCACGCCGACGUAGAUAGCACGCCUGACCCCUUCCAAUGGGGCGUCCCGGACCUGGAUAACUUGCGCUCCUUCCUCAUGGCUACGAUAGGGUGGACACCAGAGUGCACGGAUGAAGUCCUCGUCCCUGUCAUCCAGGACAUGAAUCGCCGUGAAGCGGAGGGGACGCAGGCGAAUAUCACGCGGUACUUUGAUGGUGCUGUUGGGGCGGGCGCGCGGUCUGGUGGGGUGGGAGCGAAUAGGGGGAAGGGGAGUAAGAGGAUGAGUGCUGCGGUGAGGAAGCUGAAGACGGCGGGGGCUGGGGGGUUGGAUAGGACGUUUGCGGAUGAGGCGGCGGAGUGGGCGAGGAGGAAUGAGUUGAGUGAGGCGGCGCAGGUGGCGAAGCAGGUGAAGAAGGGGAGGGGUAGGAAGAGAGGGGUGAGGGAGGAUGGGGGGGAGGCGGAUGAUGAGGGUGUGGAGUAUGGGGAUGGUGAGUCUGGUGAUGCGGAGGUGCAGACGAAGAGUAAGAGGGUGAGAACAUCUAGAGGGGGGAAAGCCUAGGCUGCCGGGAUGGGUUUAUAUUUGUUGACAUAUAUGAGAGAUUGGUAAUAGACCACAAUAAUACCCACAGCUUUGGAAGCUGGAAAUGUUUUCAUAAGCGC